Epinephelus fuscoguttatus (brown-marbled grouper) is the source of this 3735-nucleotide messenger RNA. RefSeq names its product interphotoreceptor matrix proteoglycan 2a (gene impg2a). Gene Ontology annotation, biological process: visual perception. NCBI's taxonomy places the organism in Eukaryota, Metazoa, Chordata, Actinopteri, Perciformes, Serranidae. Gene Ontology annotation, molecular function: heparin binding; hyaluronic acid binding. The annotation marks the transcript as partial. The transcript is spliced from 21 exons. The record is from RefSeq and is a predicted model, not a curated record.
UCUGAUGUCAAGGUAUCUGAUGAAGCCCAACCAGUUAUCUCUCGACGGAAACGGAACAUCCUUUUCCCAAGUGGAGUCAAACUCUGUGCACAAGAGACUGCCCAGCAAGUCAUCGCAAACCACCUGAGCUACUUUCAUCUCAGAGUGUGCCAGGAGACCAUAUGGGAGGCUUUCAAGAUCUUCUGGGACCGCCUGCCAGAGCAAGAAGAGUACCAAAGCUGGAUGAGCCAGUGCCAGGAGGGCACAGUCAUGGCACAAGAUAUUGGCAGCUACUUUAGCCAAUCAGAGGAGCAUCAGGCUCUGGUUAAAAAGAGAAUGUCACUGCCAGGUUUGAAAAGUGAGCCCACCAGGUCCUGGCAACACAUGUGCAGCUCUCCAACACCAAGAGCACCGGAAGCGGUGGAAGCUCCUGAGCUAGAAGAGACAGCUAAAGAAGAGGAGGUGGAGGAAGCAGCCGUCAUUGUCCCAGAGGUGGAGGAGAGUCCACUAGACAAUGACAUUGCCGUGCAGCCUCCCACCCCAGCUGUGCUGGAGCAGGUGGUGGAGCUGAGCAUCCUCCUGACCGGAGAGAUGUACAAUGACGACCUCAACGAUCCAGCCAGCCUCCAGCACCAAACGCUCAGCAGACAGCUUGCUGAAAAGAUCGAGGACGCUUUGCAGGGGCUUCCUGGAUUUAAGAGUGUGUCCGUGCUGGACUUCAGGCCCCCGAAGGACACCCAAGGGCUGGGUGGUGUUGUGGUGGACUAUGCUGUCACAGUGGCGGUGGAUGGAACAGGAGUGAGCAUGGAGCAACUGGACUACCUGACGCUGCAGUCGAACCUGGUGGAGAGCUCAUACCGUGAGGUCGUGGAGCUCCCCACGGUGGUCUACACCAUCAGCGAGGUGAAGAACUUCAUCACUGAAGCCCUGCAUAACGACGCACUGGAGAGUGUGUCUGAGGCCCCUGAGUCUGUCAACGCUGCAGACGGAACUGCGAUUAAUGCUGCCGAUGAGUCAACGGACGUCAUGAUCCUGGAAGAGGACACAGAGGAUGUCAACAAAGAUGAUGUCCUGCCCGAGCUCUCUGAAACCAACACAGUGUCCGCAGCAGAAAAUGACGUAAUUGUUCUGGAGGAGAGUGUAGUUGUGUCUCCUGCUCCUGUCCUGACCACGAGUGCACCUCAAGCUGGCAGCAUUGAGGAGGAGGGUCUGUUACCAGGGGACACUGUGCAGACUCCUGCUGUAGAAAACCCCCCACCAGAGGAACUCCCAGCUGAGCUUCCCUUCCCUGAGCUGCCAGAGGACCUCAUGCUGCCUGAACCACCAGUGGAGGUCGAGGCCUCUGGUUCAGGCACAGCCAACAUGGAAGACCUGCUCCAGCCAUCUACACCCACAGAAGAAGUGUCUGUUGAGAAGACUGGAUCAGAAGAUGGGCUGAUAAUAGAAGAUGUCCCCAUAGAUGCAGAUGCAAUCUCUGAAGUUGAAACUGUGGAUGUUGAGGUUGCGGCAAUUGAAGAAGAACCUACUACUGCUACUCUGGAAGAGGCAGAGGCAACUUUGGAUGAGGCAGAGGCAACUCUGGAUGAGGCAGAGGCAACUCUAGAUGAGGCAGAGGCAACUCCGGAAGAGGCAGAGGCAACUCUAGAUGAGGCAGAGGCAACUCCGGGAGAGGCAGAGGCAACUCUGGAAGAGGCAGAGGCAACUCUGGAUGAGGCAGAGGCAACUCUAGAUGAGGCAGAGGCAACUCUGGAAGAGGCAGAGGCAACUCUAGAUGAGGCAGAGGCAACUCUGGAUGAGGCAGAGAUUCCAGAGGAGCUAGAGAUCUCUACAAUCGCAACUGAGACCACAGAAGAAGAAGGCCUACCUGCCCUGGUCCCUCCUCCUGAUGCUGUAGAUGUAGCGAGCGAAGCAUCAGAGCCGGAGGCUGCAGAAACAGCUCUGCUUCCUGUUGGUGGACACUCGGUGGAGGGCACAGAAGACUCAAACCUCACAGAUGUUCCGUCCGCAGAUGAGGAAGUUAACCCAGAAGAACCUGUGGAAGAUGCAGAAGUCAACGUGAUGGUGAUGUACCCUGAAGAACCUGUAUUUGAAGAGGGUGGCAUGGACAACGAGGGACAAGAGCUGAAGGAAGCUCCUGGAGCUCCACCUGUAGAGGAAGUGGGCCCAGCAGCUCCAGAGAUCUCAACAGAGGAUCUGACAGAGGAUGAGAUCUUGCUGGUUAACAGAGAUGAACUGGAGCCACCAGUGACAGAUUCUCUGAUCCCUGCCGAACCAACUGCCCUGUCUCCAGAGAGAGAGUCGCCUUUCACCCGCAUCUCUGAUGUCGACCCUGCCCCUGAUGAGCAACCUGACAUCAUCAUCCCUUCAGUGGUGGAGAUCCAGACCACUAACAGUGGCUUGGAUGAUGCCACCAAUGGAGACCAGGACUAUGAUGUGAUCCAUUAUGGUUAUGGUUUGAUUAACCACACAGAGGAGGGCAGUACUGGCUUCCCAUUUGGUGUGGCACACGGCACAGACCAUGUCAGUCUUGCCAUGCCUGUGAACCCUGGGCGAGCACUGAUGGUGUUCUUCAGCCUGAGGGUGACCAACAUGAUCUUCUCAGACGAUCUCUUCAACAAGAGCUCCCCAGAAUACAAAGCUUUGGAGCAGCGCUUCAUAGAGCUGCUUGUGCCCUACCUGCAGUCCAACCUGAGUAACUUUGAGAACCUGGAGAUCCUGAACUUCAGGAACGGGAGCAUUGUGGUCAACAGCCGGAUGAAAUUUGGCAAACCUGUGCCACAAAGCGUCACCACUACUGUCUAUCUGAUCCUUGAGGACUUCUGCAACACAGCCUACCAGACCAUGAACCUGGCCAUCGAUAAGUACUCACUGGACGUGGAGUCAGGUGACAAGGCCGACCCUUGUAAGUUCCAGGCGUGUAACGAGUAUGCGGAGUGUAAAGUGAACAAGUGGUCGGGGGAGGCGGAGUGUGUCUGCAAUGCUGGCUACUUCAGCGUGGACGGCCUGCCUUGUCAGAGUAUCUGUGAGCUGCGCACUGACUUUUGCCUCAAUGACGGCAAGUGUGACAUCAUCCCCGGCCAGGGAGCCAUCUGCAGGUGUCGUGUUGGGGAGAACUGGUGGUACAGAGGAGAGCACUGUGAGGAGUACGUGUCCGAGCCGCUUGUGGUUGGCAUAGCGAUCGCCUCAGUAGCGGGAUUCCUGUUGGUAGCCUCCGGAGUCAUCUUCUUCCUCGCCAGGACGUUACGGGACCAGUAUGACAAGGAUGAGUCAGAGGACCCCAUACGGCGAGCAGAGAGUCUCCCGUCUCUGGAGAGGGCGACCAAGUACAACCCCAUGUAUGAGAGUGAGGCCACCACAGGCUACAGCCACUACUACCGCCGCUACCCUGAAGCUCCUGUGUACAGCAGCGCCAGCGCUGAGGCCUCCACUGAUUUCAGCAGCGAAGAGAUACGACACAUCUAUGAGAACAGUGAACUGACCAAAGAGGAAAUCCAAGACAGGAUACGCAUUAUUGAGCUCUACGCAAAGGACCGGCAGUUUGCAGACUUUGUACGGCAUCAUCAAGCCGUCGUGGAUACCCGCAGAGAGAGCUCCUCGGUGCACACAUGAAGCUCUACUGUAAACAAGACCACAGGCAGCUUGUUACACCUGAGACUCAGAGCUGAACCACAGCAGAGAAGAUGAUGGGGAUGCAGCGACACUCACACAGCUUUCUGGUCCUUCUUCUCAUGGUCUUCAUCGCUGGGAUAGUUCUCU